This is a messenger RNA of Dipodomys spectabilis (banner-tailed kangaroo rat), 567 nucleotides long. RefSeq names its product ribosomal protein S27a (gene Rps27a). Gene Ontology annotation, cellular component: ribosome; nucleus; cytoplasm. The transcript is spliced from 6 exons. The record is from RefSeq and is a predicted model, not a curated record. The coding region runs from base 60 to 530 and encodes 156 amino acids. Gene Ontology annotation, molecular function: protein tag activity; ubiquitin protein ligase binding; structural constituent of ribosome. Gene Ontology annotation, biological process: modification-dependent protein catabolic process; protein ubiquitination; translation. Lineage: Eukaryota; Metazoa; Chordata; Mammalia; Rodentia; Heteromyidae.
UGAGGCGGCGCGGCGCUCUUCCUUUCCGAUCCGCCAUCAGCGGUGGGACCGCCGCCAGGAUGCAGAUUUUCGUCAAAACCCUUACGGGGAAAACCAUCACACUCGAGGUUGAACCCUCGGAUACUAUAGAAAAUGUAAAGGCCAAGAUCCAGGAUAAGGAAGGAAUUCCACCUGAUCAGCAAAGAUUGAUCUUUGCUGGUAAGCAGCUGGAAGAUGGACGAACUUUAUCCGACUACAACAUCCAAAAGGAGUCCACUCUUCAUCUAGUAUUGAGACUUCGGGGUGGUGCUAAGAAAAGGAAGAAGAAGUCUUACACCACUCCUAAGAAGAACAAGCAUAAGAGAAAGAAGGUUAAAUUGGCUGUCCUGAAAUACUACAAGGUGGAUGAAAAUGGCAAAAUUAGCCGUCUUCGUCGAGAGUGCCCUUCAGAUGAAUGUGGUGCUGGGGUUUUUAUGGCUAGCCACUUUGACAGGCAUUACUGUGGCAAGUGUUGUCUCACUUACUGUUUCAACAAGCCAGAAGACAAGUGAUUGUGUAUGAAGUAAUAAAAGGCAUAAUCUAACAUUU